UGUAACUAUCAUAUUGCUCAGUCUGUUGCAGCUUGAGUCACUGCACGGUCAGACACCGUGCCUUUGUCAGUUUUAUUCGGAAGAACUGUUAUUAGGACUUGACAAACCAGAUCCAGCGCCUGCUGUGGAAUAAGGCACAAUGUCACUGACUGGCUGGGUGUGUGUAGUAACAGGUGCCUCCAGAGGUAUUGGCAGAGGAAUAGCUCUCCAGCUGUCUGAGGCUGGAGCCACUGUCUACAUCACAGGGCGUCAGGAGAAGACUCUGAAUCAAACAGCAGCACAGGUAAAAGAGAGGGGUGGAAACUGUGUGCCAGUUAUCUGUGAUUCUACAAAAGACAAAGACAUCGAAGAACUGUUUGAGCGGAUCAAACGUGAACAGAAUGGCAGGCUGGAUAUGCUAGUUAACAAUGCCUAUGCUGGAGUACAGGGUAUCUUCAAUAAUAUGGGUAAGAAGUUCUGGGAAACUGAUCCGUCCAUUUGGGAUUCCAUCAACAACACAGGCCUCAGGGGACACUAUUUCUUCUCAGUUUAUGCAUCCCGAAUGAUGGUGGCUCAAGGUCAGGGUUUGAUAGUCACCAUUUCAUCUAUGGGGGGAUUGCGCUACCUCUUCAAUGUGCCAUAUGGUGUUGGUAAAGCUGCAUGUGACAGACUGGCAGCUGAUAUGGCUGUUGAGCUAAAAAGCAGAGGAGUGGUUUCUGUCAGUCUGUGGCCCGGAGCAGUACAAACAGAGCUCGUGUCUCAGCUCAUAGUGGAGAAGGAUACACCGCAAGGUGUAGAUCCUAAGUUUAAGGAUAUAUUUGCCAACGGAGAAUCCACAGAAGUGAGCGGCAAGUGCAUUGUCGGCCUGGCAAAAGAUAAAAAUCUGAUGUCACUGACUGGCAAAGUGCUCAUGACCUGUGACCUGGCAAGACGCUAUGGGAUACGAGAUAUUGAUGGACGGAGUGUAACUGAUUACACUUCCCUCAAAUUCCUCCUGACUCAAGUCCCAUAUCUCUCCUGGCUGUCAGCUUUUGUCCCUUCAUUCAUACACCUGCCACGCUUUGUCCUCAACAUGGCAAAUAACCGAUUCUAAACAUUUCAUCUAUCAGUACUGAAGUAGCAUAUCUACAUCUACAUCUAACUUCAGGGUCUGAAUUCUAGCUAAACCUAUAGUUGGCAUGUCGGUGGAGGUUAAGGUGAAUAAGUGUGACAAGAAAACAUUUUAUACUGACGAAGAUGAAAGAGUAUUGUUUAAGCUACUGUAAAUAGACAUCCAUUUCUAAUUGGGAAUUUGAUAAGCGCCUUUCUGUGAAGUAAACAGGGUAAACAUGAAGGAUGCUCUAGCAUAUUUUCGGUAUUUAAUAUUAACACAAAUGUCUGCUGAGGGUGAAGCCACAGCAAUGGGAAACUUUUUAAUGAAGCAAUAUACAAAAUCUUAUCUACUAAUAAAUAUGACACAUUUUAGAAGCAUGUAAAUGUUUGACUAUUUUUGCAAUUAUUUUUGCAUUUGUUUGUUAUAUCUAUAUUUAAUGUAUACACACAACACCACUACCGCUUCUGUAUUCAACUUUCUAAUGUAUAACUGGCUGAAUAAAGAAAUUUACUGCUACACAAAAAUUA
Larimichthys crocea (large yellow croaker) is the source of this 1599-nucleotide messenger RNA. It is a transcript of the gene dhrs1, whose product is annotated as dehydrogenase/reductase (SDR family) member 1. The record is from RefSeq and is a predicted model, not a curated record. The transcript has 9 exons. The coding region runs from base 140 to 1072 and encodes 310 amino acids. NCBI's taxonomy places the organism in Eukaryota, Metazoa, Chordata, Actinopteri, Sciaenidae.